Penicillium olsonii is the source of this 648-nucleotide messenger RNA. Lineage: Eukaryota; Fungi; Ascomycota; Eurotiomycetes; Eurotiales; Aspergillaceae. The record is from the annotation of a GenBank genome assembly.
AUGGUCGAACUCAGGAAACGCAAGGCCCCUGCCAAUCUUCCUGCCUCGGAGAAGAAGCCUAAAGUUCCCAAACCCCAAGCAGAGGUGGAUGGCAAAGAGGAGGUCAGGAGCGCCAAGGUGCCCGAAGUGGAUGAUAUAAUCGAUAUUGAGGCCUUCGGCGGGGAAAUUCAAACCAAUGACGGCGAGACUACUUCCUUGAAGACACUCUUGGGGGAGAGCAAAUCGGGCGUGGUGUUUUUUACAUACCCCAAAGCAUCAACACCUGGCUGCACCAAACAAGCUUGUUUGUUUCGCGAUAACUAUACCCACCUGACAUCCUCGGGUCUUGCUAUUUAUGGUCUUUCCGGGGAUUCUCCCAAGGCCAACACCACUUUCAAAACCAGGCAGAACCUUCAAUACCCUCUCCUGUGUGACCCGCAAGCCAAUCUCAUUGCAGCUAUUGGUCUCAAGAAAUCCCCAAAGGGUACCGUACGCGGAGUAUUUGCGGUGGAUAAGAAGGGUAAGGUGUUACUCCGGGAGUCAGGUGGCCCAGAUGCGACUGUCGACGCUGUCCAGAAGAUUGUUGCCAAUGCGCCCAAGACCGACGAGGAGAAGGCACUCGAACCAGAAACGAAGCAAGAUGGCAAGGGAAUCGAUGGAUCCGAGUGA